AUGAAACCUUGGGGUCCUAAUAAUAAGCUUAUACAUGUGGUACAUCUUCGUGCACCAGAGUCAAAACUUCCAUCUAUUAUUUAUUUAAGUGGCAUGGGUAUCAGCAUGUAUUAUGUCAAACCAUUGCUUUUGAAAUUCGUCGAAUUUAUGGACGAGCCUAUUGAAAUAUUAUCAUUCGAUCUUCCUGGAUACGGUGCUUCUGAACCUCCUAAUGAUUGGAAUACAGAAAAUUUAGAAAGUGAACUCUUAUUGCUAAAACAAGUAUUUACGAAAUCGAGACUUCGAAAGCCAUUUAUUCUUAUAGGUGGAUCAAUUGGAGGUUUAUUAGCACAUCUCUAUUAUUUAAUGUAUCCAGAAGAUGUCGCAGGUAUUAUUCUAUUGGAUCCAACACCGCCCACGGUAUUUGAACGAGAAAGUCCCGUGGUAACGGAUAUGAAUCGUGCACGUUUCAUAUGUAGAAUAAUGGCUCGUGCCGCUUCCUGGGGCUUGCUGAGACCAGUUUCAUUCUUUUUAGAUUAUUUCAGAGUUGGUGAUUUCGGUCAUUUCUUUCGUCCUUCACAUCCAGGUUACAUUGCUCUUCUAAUGACGCAAACCAUGCUCGAGAAGCUUGAAAAUCAAUUACGAUGCUGUUAUACCAUCCCGGAUUAUAUUUUAAAGCUGCAGAAGGAUGCUACGAUUCAUAGAGAUCUACCUUUGCUAGUUGUAAGUGCACCGGAUUCGACCAAAAAACGACCUCGUGGUGGUCUCACUGGAGAGGAAACUCUUCAAUGGUGGCGUGAUAAUCAAAAGCUUUUUCUUUGCAGUUCUGAUAACGCUGGUUUUAUUUUUCGCGCAGAUUAUAAUCAUGUACAGUGUGUAUUGGAUAUGGAACUAGCAGCUAACGCCACAAAAGCUAUCUUAACACAAAUUCAUAACGAGAUUAUUCAUUGA
Messenger RNA from Rotaria sp. Silwood1, 930 nucleotides. NCBI's taxonomy places the organism in Eukaryota, Metazoa, Rotifera, Eurotatoria, Philodinida, Philodinidae. The record is from the annotation of a GenBank genome assembly.